AUGAGCGUUGAUCCAGUGAUUCUCGCGCUUUUCGGCCCAGCACCGACAGGCGUUGACCUGAGCGAGAGCCCAGUUCACAGCAACAAUGCAGCUGUUGCGGUACUGUUGGUGAUUGCCGCCUGCGCAGUGCUCCUGAGGUUCGCCGCUCGACGCAUCACGGGAAAUCCGUUGCAAAAGGAUGAUUGGGCCAUCGUGGUGGCGCUGCUCUUCACUGCUGGUAGUGCUGGGAUGUCCUUCGCAAUCGGCUCUUACGGCGCAGGGAAACACGUAUGGGCAGUAACAGGAGAAAGCCUGUCGACAGCCACCAAGGCAAGUGAAGUCGACUUCAUUGGCUCGCGAAUCUUUUCCGCCACGACGUUCUCGUUUCGCCUGAACAUUUGGAUCGCCGGAACGAUCACCCUCUUGUACCCACUUACUUUGGCAAUCGGAAUGGCUAAUUGUUGCAAACCUGUAUCUUUCUAUUGGGAACGGUUCGCGGGCAACUCGGAGGACUCUUGCCCGCUAGACGUAGGGACCUUCUUCGUGGUCCUUGCCAUCAUCAAUGUUAUUCUUGAUGCAUACAUUUUGACCAUCCCGAUCCCACAGAUCUUGAACCUCCAGAUGUCGACUCGGAAGAAAAUCAGCAUCUGCGGCUUGAUGCUGCUAGGAAGCUUUGUCUGCGGCGCCAGUUGUGUACGAAUCUACUACUUACGCGUCUUCUCGACAGCUACCGAUAUUACUUCGCUGAUGGGCCCCGUCAGCGUCUGGUCCGCCAUCGAACCGUCCAUCGGUAUACUUUCAGCUUGCCUGCCCAACAUGAGACCACUAUAUGUCAUGGUCCGGAAGAAGUGCUCCACUUCCUACGCCAGUCGUAGCAGCACCAAGAGAUCCGAUCCGGGGCCCAUGACGCGGAGACGCUUCCAACAACUCAGAUCCCACGGUAACGUGAAGGUCAACUCCCAGCAUGGUCAGGAAGAAGACGAACUUGAGUUGACCAAGCCUAACAAGCCCAGUAGAAGUUUUGUUAGCUCAGGGGACUCGAAUGACGGUAUCCACGACGGAGGCAUAGUGGUGCAGUCUGAAAUUGUUGUACAACACAGUUAA
Molecule: messenger RNA, 1083 nt
Organism: Neoarthrinium moseri
Lineage: Eukaryota; Fungi; Ascomycota; Sordariomycetes; Amphisphaeriales; Apiosporaceae
Exons: 4
Coding region: 1-1083 (360 amino acids)
Source: RefSeq, a predicted model, not a curated record